Molecule: messenger RNA, 5221 nt
Organism: Olea europaea var. sylvestris
Lineage: Eukaryota; Viridiplantae; Streptophyta; Magnoliopsida; Lamiales; Oleaceae
Product: 187-kDa microtubule-associated protein AIR9
Exons: 34
Cellular component (GO): plasmodesma; plasma membrane
Molecular function (GO): protein binding
Source: RefSeq, a predicted model, not a curated record
GGUCUGCAGUCCACUUCUCGGCUUUUUUACUCACUCUCUCUCAUUAAUUACAACUUCACUGCUGCUUUAUCUCUCUUAGUUCACUUUAGCUCUCUUUUGCGUGCCACAUUUCGGGAAAAAUGAAUGGUCACGCCAGAUUUUCAUGUACAGUUGUACAAUAUGUAUGUAUAGUCUGUAUAGCUUGCUUUCUUUAAACCCUAUAACAAAAAAAGUCCAAGUGUGGUUCAACUGUCUUGCUUUCUUGCUGGGCUCACUCUACUCCACCAGAUCUACAAACUUUUGAGACUUGAAAACUGAGCUGAAUAUUGGUGAUCUCAAGCCCAUUUUGAAUUCUAGACUUCUAGCCUACUGGAGCUUGGCUGUGUUGAACCAAAAUGGAGGUUCCAAUGGUGCAAUCUUCUGGAGAUUCAAUGGAAAUGCUCCAGAAUACAUUACAGAAUCACUCUUCGGCUGAAGAUUCUGUGGAUAAGAUACAUAGUCAAGAGUUAUCAAAAGAACCUUCCACUGAGAGUGGGAAGAAAGUGUCAAGGGGUUCAAGACUGAAUUCCAAAACAACAUCAAAGGGUGCUUCUAAUAUUGGUGUGGUUGCAAAAAAGAAAAUAGAUACUAAGAGUGGUACCUAUACAAAUUCGAGUGGUACCAAAUCAACUUUAACCAAACCAACUAUGAGCAGUGCCUUGCACAAUUCGGGAUCGGCUCCAGUGACUAGAAGGAUCAGCACUGGAGGUUUACCUGAAAAGCAGACUAUUUCACUUACAAAACGUCCGGGCAGUGGGGUUAAUUCUGCUGUGGGUAAGAAGACGAGUUCUUUAGCAUCAGAACCUCUAAGAAAAUCUCUUCCGGAAAUGCGGAGGAGCUCAAUGCCUUCUCUUGGUGCUAAUCCUUCAAACAGGACGAGCAUUCCAAAAACACAAAGGUCGUUUCCUGCUUCACCUUCGCCUGUUUCUAAAACACUUACAACAUCAACCAAUUCUGAUGCUAGCAAACAAGAAUUUAAUCGAAGGACUUCAUUGAGAUCCUCUCCUUCUUCGGUCUCUUCGAAAAGGAUUGCUUCUUCAUCAAUGGAUAGCACUGGCAGCAGCAGUUCAGUUAGAAAGUCUGUUUCAAAGGUUUCUUCCCCUUCCAAUCGAGUCUCCAGUGUGACCAAGGCUGGGGUUUUGUCAACAUCUGGCCGUAAGAAAGUGGGAACUCCUGAAAAUCGUGAUUCGCAUCUCAUUGUGCUUCCUCAAGUGGAGGUCAGAGCUGGUGAUGACAUGAGGUUGGAUCUUCGGGGUCACAAGAUACGCAGCCUGAACAGUGGUGGAUUGAACUUGUCAACAAAUCUAGAGUUUGUUUAUCUCAGAGACAAUCUCCUGUCUACACUGGAUGGCAUUGAAGUUUUAAAUCGGGUGAAGGUUCUUGAUUUGAGCUUCAACAACUUUAAAGGACCUGGUUUUGAACCACUCGAGAAUUGCAAAGCACUACAGCAACUCUAUCUUGCUGGAAACCAAAUCACAUCACUGACGAGCCUUCCCGAGCUUCCAAACUUGGAGUUUCUCUCUGUUGCCCAGAAUAAGUUAAAGUCCCUUUCAAUGUCGAGUCAACCUCGUUUACAGGUAUUAGCUGCUAGCAAGAAUAAAAUAUCAACAUUGAAAGGCUUCCCAUAUCUACCAGCGCUUGAGAGUUUACGCAUGGAGGAGAAUCCCAUUCUUAAGAUGCCUCAUCUAGAAGCUGCUUCCAUCUUGCUGGUUGGCCCAACUUUAAAAAAAUUCAAUGACAAGGAUCUUUCGCGUGAGGAGAUAGCAGCUGCCAAGCGGUAUCCCGCUCAUACUGCCUUGUGCAUUCGUGGUGGUUGGGAUCUUUGCCGUCCUGACCAGGCCAUAGAUUCAACAUUUAAGUUUCUGCUGGAACAAUGGAGAGAACAACUUCCUCCUGGAUACCUGCUUAAAGAAGCAUUCACUGACCAACCAUUUGAGGGAGAUGCUUGUUUUUGCCACUUUGAGUUCCUCAGAGACAAUACUGAGAGUAGCGUUCCUGAAUUAAACUUGAAAUACCAGUGGUUUAUAGGAGAGACGACUCCAUCAAAUUUUACAGCAAUACCUGGUGCAAGUGCAGAGAUCUACUUUCCGAAGCAUGAUGACAUUGGAAGAAUUUUGAAAGUGGAAUGCACACCUGUGCUUGGAGAGACUGAAUAUCCUACAAUAUUUGCCAUAUCUUCACCGGUUUCUCCAGGCACUCGAAUCCCCAAGGUCUUAAAGAUCGAUAUGCAUGGGGAGCUGGUGCAGGGAAACACAAUCAAAGGCUAUGUGGAGGUUGCAUGGUGUGGGGGGAAUCCAGGGAAAGGUGUUGCAAGUUGGCUAAGGAAAAGAUGGAAUAGCAGCUCUGUGGUAAUUGCUGGUGCAGAAGAUGAGGAAUAUCGGUUGACUCUAGAUGAUGUUGACUCAUGUUUGGUCUAUAUGUACACCCCUGUAACUGAAGAAGGUGCCAAAGGGGAACCUCAAUAUUCAAUCACUGAUUAUGUAAAAGCAGCUCCUCCUUCAGUGGACAAUGUACAAAUUACCGGAGAUGCUGUCGAAGGAAGUAUCAUUAGAGGAGUAGGGGACUAUUUUGGAGGAAAAGAAGGCCCCAGCAAGUUUGAGUGGUGUCGUGAGGAUAAGGACACUGGAGAAUUUUCUUUGGUGUUAACUGGUACAAAUGAGUAUAAUGUAACUAAAGAUGAUAUUGGACGACGAUUGACUUUUGUUUAUAUACCCAUGAACUUUGAAGGACAGGAAGGAAAGUCUAUGACAAUAAUGUCUCAGAUAGUUAAGCCAGCUCCCCCGAAAGUAACAAAUGUGAAAAUAAUUGGUGAAUUAAAGGAAGGAAGUAAGGUUACUGUGACUGGUAUUGUCACUGGAGGAACUGAAGCAUCCAGCAGAGUUCAGUGGUUUAAAACAAGUUCUUCUACCUUUGAGGUUGAAAAGAAUCUUGAAGUGUUAAGUGCGUCAAAAAUUGCUAAAGCAUUUCGUAUACCUUUAGGAGCUGUUGGCUAUUACAUUGUUGCAAAAUUUAUCCCAAUGACUCCAGAUGGUGAAGCUGGUGAGCCGGCUUAUGCGAUAUCUGAAACAGUAAUUGAGAAUCUUCCACCCAGCCUAAAUUUUUUGUCUAUAACUGGUGAUUACUCAGAAGGUGAAAUGUUGACUGCAUCAUAUGGAUACAUAGGGGGUCAUGAAGGGAAGAGUAUCUAUAAUUGGUAUCUUCAUGAGGUUGAGAAUGACCCUGGUGCUCUAAUACCUGAUGUCUCAGGUCUUCUUCAAUAUCGUAUCACAAAAAAUGCCAUUGGUAAAUUCGUAUCUUUUACUUGUAACCCAGUACGCAGUGAUGGAAUCAUAGGUGAGCCAAGAACUGUCAUGGGACAAGGACGUGUACGGCCAGGAAGCCCGAGAUUGCUUACUCUACAAAUUAUUGGAACUGCUGUCGAAGGCACUACUCUCGAUGUAGAAAAAAAAUAUUGGGGAGGUGAAGAAGGAGAAUCCAUUUACCGCUGGUUCCGGACUAGUUCAGAUGGAACCCACAUUGAAAUUAUUGGUGCCACUGCUUCGUCAUACAUGCUUUCUGUAGCUGAUAUUGGCUACUUCAUAUCAGUGUCCUGUGAACCUGUUCGAAGUGAUUGGGCUCGCGGCCCUAUUGUCCUUUCUGAACAAGUUGGACCAAUUAUGCCAGGACUACCAACAUGUCAUUCACUUGAAUUUCUUGGUUCCUUGGUUGAAGGAACACGUUUAAGCUUCAUUGCUUCUUAUAGUGGAGGGACGCAGGGAGAUUGCUUGUACGAGUGGUUGAGCGUGAAGGGCAAUGGUCAGAAGGAUAAACUUACUGUUGACGGUUAACUUGAAACUCUUUCCCCUAUUCCAAGUCUUAUUUUAUCUUAUUUUAUUUUAUGUACCAGUCUAUUGAGCACUUUGAAUUUGCAUCUAAAAAUUGCACUUAAUAUUUCAGAAUUGCCUAGAAUUGAGAUGCUAGCUCUUACGGGCAAGGCUGUUGAGGGAGAAGUAUUGACUGCUGUUGAAGUUAUUCCAGAGAGUGAAAGUCAACAGCAUGUUUGGGGAAAGUACAAGAAAGAAGUCAAAUACCAGUGGUUUUACUCAUGUGAACCUGGAAACAACCAAUCCUUUGAGCCAUUCCUGUCACAAUAUUCUUGCUCCUAUAAGGUGCGAUUUGAGGACAUUGGCCGCUAUCUGAAGUGUGAAUGCAUUGUCACUGAUGUGUUUGGAAGAUUGAGUGAACCGGCAUGUGCAGAAACUACUGUGAUUUUACCAGGACUACCUAGAAUGGGUAAGCUGGAAAUUGAAGGCCGAGGUUUCCACACCAAUUUAUAUGCCGUCCGUGGCAUUUAUAGUGGUGGAAAGGAGGGCAAAAGUAGAAUCCAGUGGCUUAGAUCAAUGGUUGGAAGCCCUGAUCUCAUCUCCAUUCCUGGGGAGACAGGAAGAAUGUACGAGGCUAAUGUUGAUGAUGUAGGCUACAGAUUGGUUGCACUUUAUACGCCAGUAAGAGAGGAUGGAGUUGAGGGGCAACCAGUUUCUGUAUCUACAGAGCUAAUUGCAGUUGAGCCUGAUGUUCUUAAAGAAGUGAAGCAGAAGCUUGAUCUUGGAUCUGUGAAAUUUGAGACACUGUGCGACAAGGAUCGAUCUUCUAGAAAGAUUCCUGGAGUUGGACCUCUGGAGAGAAGAAUUCUUGAAGUCAAUAGAAAGAGGAUCAAAGUUGUGAAGCCGGGGUCUAAAACUUCAUUCCCAACAACAGAAAUUCGUGGAACUUACGCUCCUCCUUUUCAUGUGGAGCUUUUCAGAAACGACCAACAUCGUCUUAAAAUUGUUGUAGACGGUGAAAACGAAGUGGACUUAAUGGUGCAGACGAGGCACCUGCGUGAUGUCAUUGUCCUAGUUAUCCGAGGCCUUGCACAACGAUUCAACAGUACAUCACUUAAUACUCUCCUCAAAAUAGAUACAUAACCUCGUGCAAAGCAAGUGUAAAAUCGUCCAUAGUCGUUGAGUGUUUCAAGGUUUUGCUUUGUGCCAGUUACCUUUCCGUUUCCCUUUUUAUUUCUGGGGGAGGCAAUUCUGUUUCCGCAUGUUUAAAGUUUUUGAGUAGCUUGUAAGAAGUGAUUUAUCAACAUGUUAUAUUAUAUUGAUUGUAAUUUAUAGAAAUCUGUCAUGUCGUGAGAUUCUUGUACUUGAACACAAAGUAUAGUGUAAUGUCUUGUGUUGUA